CAUAGAGAUGUUCAACUUAUAUAUAAUUAACUCGAGUAACACGACUUGAAAUUCGUAUAACUCGUGUUUUGUAUUUCAAGUGAGCAGGACGAACGACUUUAAAUAAUUCAUUUCUAUGGCGUUAUAACUCAUUUUUCAUGUAUAUAAACGUUUAGAAAGGGAGAAGCAUCAAUACUGUGUGUAAACGAACACAGAAUACUUUUUCAUUUCUGUUUAAAAAUAAAAUACAUAUUAAUUUCUUUACAGGAGAUUUUGCUUUUAAUAUAAAAAUCAGUUAAAAUUACUAAGCAAAUUUUACAAUAAUACUUAAAAAUAACAUAUUGUUAAAAGUUGGACAAGGAAGUGCUUCCUUUCAAAUCGAGUUAUGGAGCAUCUAACUCGAUGCGUAUCGAGAUAAUAUGAGCAACUCACAUCACUAUGAUGACAGUGACAGUAAUAAUUACGACGUUUCUUUGUUUGUUUCGUAAGCUGUGAAAUAAGUUGCUAGAUUGUGAAAAAAACUGUUGGACUAUCUAGUCUCGUAAUUAUACUAAUCAUAAUUCGUAACUCAAUUAAAAGCAUUUCAUUUUUAUGUUAGAUUGAAAUAAAGGACUGUGUUAAUGACGUAAUUGUUGUAGUUUCAUAAUGUCCGACUCCAAGUCUUUCGUGAACUUCUCUUGUCAGAGAUGCUUGCAGCCUUUGAAAUUAGACGAAUCAUUAAACAACUUAGGCGAGCACACCAUUGCGGAUCUCACAUUGCAGAUAAGACGUAACAAUGAAGUGGACUUAGAACUGCAGUCAUCGAGUUUAGAACAUUACGUACCCCCAUUUCGAAUGUCCGAAUCAGGUAACGGCGCAAAUGGCUUUAUGGUAAUCUCAGAUGGUUGGGAGACGACCUCAUUAGGUCAUCAGCUACAUGUAAAGGCGACUCUAUUCGAUUUAUUGUCUAACAAUUCUGAUGUUGAUCAUCCAUUGUGUGAUGAGUGCACAGAUACAUUAUUAGAGUUGAUGGAUAACCAACUACGUCAGACAGAAGCUGAAUGGAAGGAUUAUAAUGAUUAUUUGAAAAAACUUGAAGAUGAUAAAGAAGAUUUGAAUUUGGAAGGGCUAGAGAAGGAACUGGAAGAUUGGAAACAGGAACAGGAGAGGCUAUUAACAGAGCUGUCAGCUUUGCAGAAAGAAGAACGAGCUAUGAAGGACGAAAUUGAGAUACAAGAGAGGGAAAAAGAACGGUUGGAGAAGGAGCAAGAUGUUUAUUGGCGAGAGUACACUAGGUAUAGAAAAGAUUUAAUGGUAACAGAAGAUCAAAUGAAAUUUUAUGAAUGUCAGCUCUCAUAUACACAGUCACAGCUGGAAAAGUUGAAAAAAAUGAAUGUAUUCAAAGCGACCUUCCAUAUAUCUGACUCGGGGCAGUUUGGUAUAAUAAAUAAUUUCCGACUCGGUCGUUUGCCUACCGCCCCUGUGGAUUGGUCAGAGAUAAAUGCAGCAUGGGGCCAAACGGUGUUACUUUUGUCAUCAUUGGCUAGGAAGAUAAAUUUUGCAUUCCAACGGUACCGUCUAGUGCCAUAUGGUAAUCAUUCUUAUAUUGAAGUUUUGGAAGAUCAGAAAACUCUACCCUUGUAUGGUUCAGGAGGUUUCCGUUUCCUUUGGGAUACAAAGUUUGAUGCUGCAAUGGUUGCAUUCUUAGAUUGUUUACAACAAUUUAAGGAACAAGUUGAGAAGGGUAACACUGGUUUUUGUUUGCCAUAUAGAAUAGAUAAAGGAAAGAUAGAGGAUACUGCAUCACCACCUCAUGCUUAUUCAAUAAAAAUACAGUUUAAUUCAGAGGAACAUUGGACUAAAGCUUUGAAGUACAUGUUGACGAACUUAAAAUGGGCUUUAACUUGGAUCUCAUCACAGUUUAGUGAAGAUAGAAUUGAAAGUUAAUAUUUGACUGUCAUUAUAAUAGAUUUUUUAUUUAGUGCUAUUUUUAAUAUACCUAUAUUACAGUGGAAUAUUGAAAUCAUCUGACUUUUUGUACACAAAGCAUCAAAUCAAGUUAUUACAAAAAGCCUAAAUUGUUGCUAUCAUUUUUUAAAUUAAUUGCCAUUUCAUUUGGACAAAAAAUCUAUUGUAGAAAUUAAGUGUUUGGUAUUAACCAGACUUGCUGUUGACUGUACAAUUAACAUUAAAUAUAUUAUUAGAAGAGUAAUUCUUAUUUUUAAACUAUUGUGUAUUGAUUGUAAAUAUAUUCCAACUUUUCCAUUCUUUUACGAAUUGCAAUAUAUCUAUUUGUGAUUAAUAUGAAUCAUGGUUGUAAGAUGUCACAUUUAAAUUCAGUAUUUUUCGUGAAACCUUUUGUUCCUAUAUAAAAUUGCUUUAAAAAUAUAAAAAAUGUAUGAAGCCAAAUUGAUAUAUUUAAAUAAUUUAUAGGAAAAAUCAUUGUAAAGCCAUUCAUACAAAAAGUUUAGUCUUGACUUUUUUUUAUGUAAUAACUUUUUACUACUCAUAGCUUAUGAAUAAUUUGUAAUUCAUAUUUUAUGUGAUAUUAAAUACUUAUUAAGGUCGUUUCAAAUCUAUCGGAAUAUGUCUGUGUCUUAUGUAAGUAUGUAGAGUGUGUAAAAGCUUCGGUUCUUCCAUUAGAUAUGUACCAACUCUUAU
This is a messenger RNA of Diatraea saccharalis (sugarcane borer), 2619 nucleotides long. The record is from the annotation of a GenBank genome assembly. Lineage: Eukaryota; Metazoa; Arthropoda; Insecta; Lepidoptera; Crambidae.